AUGAGGAGCUCGCGGGAUCUAAACCCAGUCUGGAAGUACUCACAACCUGAAGCGCAGGCCCUAUCCUGGACACGCAUCCUAUCUAAUAUUUCGGUACACGCCCCUAAAGCGGUGUCGGCAGUCUCGCCUGUCUCUGGUUUCCGGCAACUCAACCUACUCGGUGAACCCUUCCCCCCGGGUCUCCGCAAAGAAAACGCUUUUGGGCUUAGCGAGUCGAGUUUCACAUCCAACAAUAGCAGGAAAACAAAGCGCUUCCUGCUCUCCAAACUGGCCAACAUCAUCCUCGCCGGCUGUAUUGUCGCCCUCGUCGUCGGCAUCAUCUUCAUCUCCAACCGGAAACAUGAAUCCGCGGCUUAUGAAGCCGAAAUCGCGGCGGCCGCUUCAAAUUCCUACGCUAUAUUAGGGCGUAAUCUCGAAACACCUGAUGUAUUCGACGAUUUAACUCCGGACGAAUACAGUCUAGUGUAUGGAUUUUUGAUGCACAGUGAAGAUUUGAAUUUAGUGAUCUAUGCUAGAGCAAAUAUUUCCAGUAACUAUGUGUAUUUGAUAGAGUUACACAUACCGCCAAAGGACGAGGUGUACCGGUACUGGAGCGGAGACGCCAACCCGCCGACAAGGGAGGCUCGGGUGCUCAUCAUGCGUGGACAAAGCGUGCCGCCUGUCAUUGAGGAGUACAUCGUGACGCCUGCCGACUCGCCAUUGACGUUACGUCCGACGAAAAAUGCGUUUUACGUCGAAUCUCCAAUACCGUUUGCAUAUAAACCCAUCGAUAAAGUGGAACAGAAGCAUUUGAUACAAUAUGAAUUAUAUCAAACACUGUUGGCUCUGAAUUCGUUGCUGAUGGAUAUCUUUCACAUGCGAUAUGAGACCAACUGUUUCGCUGACGUCACGUGUGUUCAACUAGCGUUUUAUGACAACUCUUCGCGUCAUGAAAACACGCGAUACACGUGGGCUAGAUUGUCACGUGGUACACAUGAACGCUUGAUUCCCAUAGGUCUUGAUGUUUUACUUGACCAAUCAUCGACUUCACCCGCUGAUUGGUCAAUUAAGGGCAUAUUGUUUCGCGACGCGUUUUACACUAGUCUGUUUGACCUACUGAGAGUUUAUAAAUCCAAAUAUCAAGGACAACACGAUCCCGAUGCUAAUACCAGCGCUGAAACUCCAGAAGGGGAAAGAAUAUUUUCCCCUUCUGGUAAUUCAUAUCCUAACUACCCUGACUUUACGGUCAAAGGUCAAACGUUGACGUACGGCCAAUGGAUGUUAACCUUACAUUUUAGCAUCAACAACGGUUUGUCCGUAUUUGACGCGAUGUUCAAUCAGGAGAGAAUCGUGUAUGAAAUCAGCCUACAGAAAGUUAAAACAUUACCAGACACAUUCAUGGAGGCUAGAGGAUUGUUUGGCGCCUCCUGUCGGCGACUGGUCCCAGGUAUAGACUGUCCGGAAACGGCGGCUUUUCUGAACUUUUCGGCCUUCGUCGAGACAGAUCGACCCUUUCUUCUUCUAGACAAGGUGUGUGUCUUCGAGUCAUUUGACCCAAUACUUCACGCGUCCCAGAGUGGCCCAUUUUUAGUAUUGAGAACCGUAUCCGCGACACAAAACGGGGAACAUGUCCUUGACUAUGUGUUCAAGCGAAACGGCGAAAUUAUUGUUCAGAUCAAUUCAGUCUCAGAGGAGAUCUUAAUACCCGAGUUGAAAACACGACCGGGCACAGACACUGAAGAAGUGGGAUUUAAUCUGUUCCAGUUUAAAGUCGACAUAGAUUCCAGAGAAGAAACGCUCGCCAGUCAGUUGUAUAUGACCGGAAUAAAGGCGGAGACGCAGUCGGUGGUACUGGACUCCACCCAAACCAUUAACUUCCCUCGGCUGUCUCGCUUCACUAAACUCGUCACCAAUGAACGAUGUCUGCCUACAAAUGCAACAACGGAAAGACCAGAGUUUGUUAUACAUAACAACUCACCCUCGAUUACAUAUAGGAUCACUGUUGACUCAAACGUUAAUGUCGCGUUCUUACAGAAAUUUGCAACCACACACAAAUGGUUGAACUGUCCCAUUUUGGUUAUGAGGUACAGUGAUUCGGAGCGCAACCCCGGCUUGUUUUCCCUGAGGGACGGCGCGGUUACAUCCCCCGGGGAGUACGGUACGCACAUCGAUGACGAGAACCUCAGGGAGCAAGACUUGCAAAUGUGGGUAACAGUCGGCACCCAAACCGUUCUGAGCACUUCCACCGGGAGCCAGUCGUUGUCCGCGAGUAUUCGCAUUAUUCCGAAUGCGUAA
Molecule: messenger RNA, 2274 nt
Organism: Dreissena polymorpha
Lineage: Eukaryota; Metazoa; Mollusca; Bivalvia; Myida; Dreissenidae
Product: amiloride-sensitive amine oxidase [copper-containing]-like
Exons: 3
Coding region: 1-2274 (757 amino acids)
Biological process (GO): amine metabolic process
Cellular component (GO): plasma membrane
Molecular function (GO): primary methylamine oxidase activity; quinone binding; copper ion binding
Source: RefSeq, a predicted model, not a curated record